This is a messenger RNA of Spirodela intermedia, 338 nucleotides long. NCBI's taxonomy places the organism in Eukaryota, Viridiplantae, Streptophyta, Magnoliopsida, Alismatales, Araceae. The record is from the annotation of a GenBank genome assembly.
AUGGGGAGGAGCUUGCCGCUAAGAUGGAGGGACAUGAGACGGUCGGUGGGGCCGACGAGCUUGCCGCCGACGAACACCGCUGGUACCGGCGGGCUGCGGCCGAUGAGCCGGAAGAGGGCCAUCUCUAUUUCCUUUCCAUGGGGUUCCUCAUCGAGCUCGUAGGCGGCGUAGUUCACCCCAAGGUCCUGGAAGAAGGCCUUCACUGCGUGGCACAUGCAGCAGGAGCUCGAGCUGAAGAUCACUACCGCCCUCUGCGUGCUCAGCUUCGUGACCCGAUCCAUGUAUUGUAUAGUAUAUGUAUCAAUAUUCACGGAAAGAAGAACGUGUUGCAGAGAUAG